AUGAAUGGUUCAGUAAAUUUUGAUAUGAGUUGGUGGAGUUAUAAAUAUGGCUUUGGAAAUACAGACACUGAAGGUUGGAUAGGAAAUCGCAAUUUAUACUGGCUCACUUCGUCCCGUAAAACUGAAAUGUUGAUUUUGAUGGAGUCGUGGGAUGGAGUGUGGAAAUAUGCCAGUUAUUCUGAGUUCUAUAUCAAUGAUGAGUCUGAUAAAUACCGUUUAAGAGUUUCAGGCUUCAGUGGAACAGCAGGUGAUAGUCUGAUGCACAUGACGACCUUCACCACGCCACAGGGAGGUCAGCAGUUCAGUACUUUUGAUCGUGAUUAUGACGCAUGGUGGGGAAAAUGUAAUCCUAUUCAUCACCGAGGCGGAUUCUGGUUCAACAAGUGUGGAGCAUCAGACCUAAACGGGCUUUAUUAUAGUUCUGCUCUAGAUAAAUCCGCAUCCUGUAAUUGGUUCACGUUUUCAAACAAUCACCAGUCUCUUAAGACAACUUUCAUGAUGGUCAGAAAAGUAUGA
This is a messenger RNA of Mytilus trossulus (common blue mussel), 516 nucleotides long. Its product is annotated as angiopoietin-related protein 2-like. The record is from RefSeq and is a predicted model, not a curated record. Bases 1 to 516 code for a protein of 171 amino acids. Lineage: Eukaryota; Metazoa; Mollusca; Bivalvia; Mytilida; Mytilidae. The transcript has 3 exons.